Molecule: messenger RNA, 1197 nt
Organism: Aspergillus ochraceoroseus IBT 24754
Lineage: Eukaryota; Fungi; Ascomycota; Eurotiomycetes; Eurotiales; Aspergillaceae
Exons: 1
Coding region: 77-1177 (366 amino acids)
Source: RefSeq, a predicted model, not a curated record
GGGAAAGGGAGAGGGAGAGGACAGGAGGCUCUCUUCCCAGACAUCUAUUUAAUCAUUCCCCCAACAUGACGCGUCAAUGAUGGCGUCACCUUCGACAACCCAUCUUUCUCCGCCAUUCUCCCCUCCCGACAAAGCGAGCCCAGCAGCACAUGGCGGAGAAACACCCUCCUCAGUCGAGGCUGCGACCAAGUCGGGCGCAAACACCAGCACCACCACCACCACCACCACCAGCACGACAAAAGUCUCCACAGAAACGCUGAGAUCGCUCCCGACCAUCUCACGCGUCCCAGGGCACCACCACGUCUUCCUGGUCGAAGACGACGUCGCGACCUUCGUCAAGAUGGAUCUGGACGUUUCCCGCCUGAACCGAAUCCACCGGUACCUCUGGAUGGCCGGGCGGCCGCUGAACGCCCGCCCCCUGCAGCGCCAGAAGAUGAUGGGCCUGGACGUCGUGCUAACCGAGCAAGCCGACCUGCACCUGCUGAAAUUCUCCAACAAGCUCCUGCUGAAGCCGCUGCCGGAGUACAUCCUGGCGCACGACUUCUGGGCGACAUACCUGUGCGGGUCGCGCGAGCUGCACGCCUGCGCUUGCGGCCUGCUCCUCUCCUACGUGUGGCUGGUUUGCUCGCCGCUCGACCUGAAAAUGGCGCACCAGCUGGACCUCCUCCCGGGCUCCGUCUCGUGGCCCGCGUGGAAGACGCUCGUCGCCGAUUUCGCCCGCCACGUCGACCUCAACGCCCUCGACCAGGUCAACCGGCGCUACCAUUUCGGUGAGCUGCGCCUCGGCCGCGUCAACUCCAUCUAUCGCGUGCGCUUCUUCUUCUCGCAUUUCGUCCGCGGCUAUCUCUACGGCUAUAAUCGCUACGUGGUCUUCUUCCAGCGCAACUUCGCCUGGAUCCUCGUGGUCUUUGUCUAUUUCUCGCUCGUGCUGUCUGCCAUGCAGGUCGGCACCGCCCUGGAUCCCCUGAGUACCAGCGUGCUGUUUCAGCGGGCCUCGUAUGGGUUUGUGGUCUUUUCGAUCUUCAUCGUGGCCUUCUUUCUCGCCUUGCUUGCCGCCCUGUAUAGUUCCAUCUUCUUCUUUAAUAUGGUUGCUGCGAUCAGGCACGCCAACCGGAAGAGCUUUGAACGAGAUCAGUUGGCCCGCAUUCGGAAAGAACGGGGUACUAAAGAUGCCUGAGUGUGGGACCUGGAGCUGGG